AUGUACGCUCUGAACUUCCUGUGUGCCGUGGGCCUCUUUGCUGCCCUUCAGGUGUCUGGCACCUUGGCGGAGGAUGUGGAGCCCUCAGCAGUGAGCGCCGUCCUGGUCUCGUCCUCAGACCAGAGCGAGAUCGUGAACAAGCAUAACACUCUGAGAAGAGGUGUCCAGCCCUCUGCUAGUGACAUGCUGGAGAUGAGCUGGAACGACGAGGCUGCAGCCAGUGCUCAGCAAUGGGCCAAUACCUGCUCCAUGACGCACAGCCCUGCCAGCUCCAGAGAGAUCAGCACUAGCGGCUGUGGAGAGAACUUGUACAUCAAGAACAGCUGGAGCAACGCCAUCCAGUCCUGGUACGACGAGGUGAAGGACUUUCGCUACGGAGUGGGAUCUGUCAAUGGAGGAGUGGUCGGACACUACAAGCAGGUUGUUUGGUACAGGUCCAACGAGCUUGGCUGUGCUAUGGCCCACUGUCCCAACUCUCGUUACAAAUACUUCUACGUCUGCCAAUACUGCCCACCUGGAAACUAUCAGUACGCUCGUCCCUACACGGCUGGACCCACCUGCUCCGACUGCCCCCAUGCCUGCGACGACAAACUGUGCACCAACCCCUGCCCCUACACUGAUGAGUACAGUAACUGUCCUGAACUGAAGCAGCAGUGGGGCUGCAGCAACAGCAACGUGGCCUCUUGGUGUCCCGCCUCCUGCAAGUGCACCAAUCAGAUCAUUUAA
Chelmon rostratus (copperband butterflyfish) is the source of this 726-nucleotide messenger RNA. RefSeq names its product cysteine-rich venom protein-like. The record is from RefSeq and is a predicted model, not a curated record. NCBI's taxonomy places the organism in Eukaryota, Metazoa, Chordata, Actinopteri, Chaetodontiformes, Chaetodontidae. Gene Ontology annotation, cellular component: extracellular region.